Messenger RNA from Anisakis simplex (herring worm), 585 nucleotides. NCBI's taxonomy places the organism in Eukaryota, Metazoa, Nematoda, Chromadorea, Rhabditida, Anisakidae. The record is from the annotation of a GenBank genome assembly.
AUGGACGACGAUUGGGCGCCGCUGAUUCUGAAGGAUGACUACCUGUUCUCAGCGGUAGCUUGUGCAUCUGGACUAGCAUCGGAUCUGUCACCGAUAAGUAGUGGAUAUAGGACUGCUGAUGAUAAUAGUGAUAAUAACACAACCACCAAUAACGACACCAAUAUUGAUGCUCACGAUGACGGUCAUGCCCUCUCUUUUAUGUUAUCACCGAGUAACAAUACCAAUUGUGGUGCGUUGCAAACAAACGGAAUCAAUACAAUUCCACCGAUGCAUCAGAAUCUAAGUGAAUUCCCAUUUCAUUUCACACCAAUUGACGACCACAGCAAUACCCAACGUGAUACUAUCACAACAAGCACCAAUGCUACUGAGGAUCAUUUCAAUCCAGCGAAUCAACAAAAUUUCAUCACUACUAAUCAUAGUCAUCAUCAUGCACAUCUCCACACUGCUCACCACAACCAUGUUGGAUUGAUCAAAGCCGAACCACGAGAAGAGCAAUGCUUGUCAGGUGCGUUCAUACAGUUUCUGCAUGAUUUGAUUGGAUUUUUUGUUGUUGGUGUUUAUGUUCGGUAUGAUGUGUUGAGGUGA